Messenger RNA from Magnolia sinica, 1844 nucleotides. Its product is annotated as G2/mitotic-specific cyclin S13-7-like. Gene Ontology annotation, molecular function: cyclin-dependent protein serine/threonine kinase regulator activity. The transcript has 9 exons. The record is from RefSeq and is a predicted model, not a curated record. NCBI's taxonomy places the organism in Eukaryota, Viridiplantae, Streptophyta, Magnoliopsida, Magnoliales, Magnoliaceae. The coding region runs from base 250 to 1593 and encodes 447 amino acids. Gene Ontology annotation, cellular component: cyclin-dependent protein kinase holoenzyme complex; cytoplasm; centrosome. Gene Ontology annotation, biological process: regulation of cyclin-dependent protein serine/threonine kinase activity; mitotic cell cycle phase transition.
UCAUUUCACAAACAAAGAAAACAGAGAGCAGAGAAAGAAAAUCUGAGGCAGAGAGAGGAGAAGAGAAGAAGAAAAGAGGAUUGAAGAAGGAUCUCUUUCCAUUCUAAUCUCUUCCGUUGAUCUUUGAUCGCGGUGGCGAAUUCAAAUACCGACGUGGAGACGCAGAACGGCCGCUUCCAGGUCUUUCUAUCGUCGGUGAUCUCGAGCCUUGGUGCCAUCGUGUUUCGGCAGAAUCAGGAAGGAGAAGAGAUGGCAUCAAGGCCAAUAGUUCCUCAACAACCAAGAGGUGGACCAGCUGCUCUGGGCGUAAAGCAGAAGCCUGUUGCAGGUGAAGGGAAUAACAGGAAGGCCCUGGGAGAUAUUGGAAAUUUGGUUAAUGUCCGAGGAGGCGUAGAAGGGAAGCCGCAGCAACAGCAACAGAAUAUCUCUCGCCCCAUAACAAGGAGUUUCGGUGCUCAGCUUCUUGCAAAAGCCCAAACAGGGGCUGUGGGGGCUGCAGCUAAUAAUAAAUCAAUAGCUGCUGUCGAUGGGGCUGUUGGAGGGAAGGAUGGUACGAAGGCAGCUAAACCAAAGGUUACCAUAAAGCCAAAACCUGAGAUGGUUAUUGAAAUCAGCCCUGACACAGAAGAGGAAGAAAGCAAGGAGAAAUCAGUCAGUCGUGGAAUUUCAAGUCGCACUUCGUCCAAGAAGAGUGUGGAGAGUCUUAGUUCAGUCCUCACUGCUCGAAGCAAGUUCGCCUGCGGGCUGGCAGAAUCUGUUCAUGACAUUGAUGCAGUGGACUCAGAGGAUCAGCUGGCGGUAGUUGAUUAUGUCGAAGACAUCUACAAAUUUUACAGGCUUGCAGAGAAAGACAGCGUGGUCCACGAUUACAUGGGGUCGCAGGUUGAGAUCAACAGCAAGAUGAGAUCAAUCCUCACAGACUGGCUGAUUGAAGUCCAUAACAAAUUCGAACUCAUGCCGGAGACCCUUUAUCUUACAAUCCAUAUCGUUGAUCGAUACCUCUCAAUGAAAGCAGUGCUGAGGAAGGAAUUACAGUUAGUAGGCAUAACUGCCAUGCUCAUUGCUUGCAAAUAUGAGGAGAUUUGGGCUCCAGAGAUCAACGACUUCAUCUGCAUAUCGGACAGGGCUUAUAGCAGAGAACAGAUAUUGGUGAUGGAGAAAAAAAUGCUGAACAAGCUCGAAUGGAGCUUAACGGUCCCCACACCGUAUGUAUUCCUCGUGCGGUUUUUGAAGGCUGCUCUAUCUGAUAAAGAGAUGGAACAUAUGGUUUUCUUUUUCGCUGAGUUAGCUCUUACACAGUAUUGCAUGAUAAUGCGUUGCCCAUCGAUGAUUGCGGCUUCUGCGGUGUAUGCGGCACGAUGCACCUUACAGAAGAGUCCCCUCUGGAACGAGACGCUCAAGCGAUACACUGGGUUUGCCGAGACACAGCUUGUGGACUGCACAAAGCUCUUGGUGAACUUCCAUUCUUCUGCAGCGGAUGGUAAGCUGAAGGCAGUCCACCGGAAGUACUCUAAUCCUCUACGUGGAGCUGUCGCUUUACUCCCUCCGUCAUCGAAAUUCUCAGAGGAGUCGAAGGACGCUGCCUCCACCUGACUGCUGACUGGUUUGGGUUGUGUUUUCCCCAAGCAUGUACAGCCACUGACCACUGGGUGCGGGUGUGUUUAUGUUUUUUCCAUUUGAUUUAUCAUCUCUGAUUGAAGUAGAGUUUUGUUUUUUGGAGUGAAGAUUCAUCUCUCUGAUGAUAUCUCUCUAUUAGUAACUCUUUCCUCAGGAGUGGUGUGUUUAUGACAUGUUUAAGAAUGUGCAGAAACAGCUUCAAAUUUCAAUUGGGAAUGAAUGGUCUG